Messenger RNA from Nylanderia fulva, 535 nucleotides. Lineage: Eukaryota; Metazoa; Arthropoda; Insecta; Hymenoptera; Formicidae. The record is from RefSeq and is a predicted model, not a curated record.
UUUUGACAGCAUGGAUCGCCUAGGUUUUUUUGACGGUUUUCGCAUUAUAAUAAUAAAUAAUAUUAAUGAUGACGUUUUUGCAGAAAAUCCUGUACCUUUGGCAGGAAUUGGUGAAUUGUUAGAAGACAAUGGGAACGACGAUGAAAUAGAAAAUAUUGCCAUUAACGCAAUCGUUGAAAUUGCAGAAGGUUUCGUUCAAAGAAUACAUAGGACAUGCAUAACCAAUUACAUUGAAAAUACAGUGCCUAUGUAUACAGAUAGAGAAUUUGUUAUGCAUUUUCGUUUGAAAAGAACGCUUUUUAUGAGUAUAGUAGAGAAAUUUAAUCAUUGGCCAUAUUUUAGAAAUUUAGGAGGAAAUGGAGGAUUCAAGGUAGUUUCAGCUGAAAAACAUAUUCUCACUUUUUUAUGGUUUGCUGGCCAUCAAAGUGCUAGUUUCAGAGAUGUUGCUGACAGAUUCGAUCUCUCUCUUACAAGGGGAGUGCACGACGUGCCCCUCACCGAUUCAAACGAGGAUUUUUUUAUGUAUAGUACCUAA